Messenger RNA from Nematostella vectensis (starlet sea anemone), 2179 nucleotides. Its product is annotated as adenosine receptor A3. Gene Ontology annotation, biological process: G protein-coupled receptor signaling pathway. The coding region runs from base 298 to 1263 and encodes 321 amino acids. NCBI's taxonomy places the organism in Eukaryota, Metazoa, Cnidaria, Anthozoa, Actiniaria, Edwardsiidae. Gene Ontology annotation, molecular function: G protein-coupled receptor activity. The record is from RefSeq and is a predicted model, not a curated record. Gene Ontology annotation, cellular component: membrane. The transcript has a single exon.
UUCCAGCUAUUCCAAAUAUUCUUGAACCCGAUAGAGUAUCAUGGUAUAACUAAAAAAGACUGUUACGUUAGUUGGUCUGCGUAGGCGUUGUGGAAACAGGAAAAUUAAACGACACAGCUUUCUGAUGUUUUAUUAUGUUUGACGCCUCUCGGAAAACAGACUUGUUUCGCUGAAGUCUCGAGCAUGAACCCUUCGUCGGAGCGUUUGCCCAGAUGACAGAAUUUUAUUUUAGUUACGAAUAAUUAAUGAAGUUUGGAUUCUGGAGGUGCGUGCUCUUGCCAGAAGGGAAUUGGCACUAUGGAAAAAAACACUUCUUCAUUAUCAAGAAACUCUAGUUCAAGUUCUAGUUUGGCCAAUGGAUUAACGUGGAGCAUCACUUUUGGGAUUCAUGCCUCGUUUGUUGUGCUGUUCAAUAUCUUGACUAUAUUGACUUUUGUGCGAAACAAGCGGAAAAAGCGUAAGAAGAGUGUUUACUGUCUCAUGAAUCUCGCAUUAUCAGACUUAAGUGUUGGUAUACUGACCAUCCCACUCUACGUGUCAUAUCUAGCGGAGGCUGUUAUCAAGGGAAACAGCUCCGACACAAUGCUGGCUUUGAGUGUGGAUGUUAUUUAUCAAUUCACAGCUAGCGCUGCGAACUUUUCGCUAGUGUUAGUCUCUUUAGAGCGCUUGUAUGUCACGCUGUACCCGCUACAGCAUCGAAAGACCAGAACACGCUCGUACCUGAUUUCGAUUGCACUAACAUGGUUGAUUGCAUUAGGGAUUACUUUAAUUUAUUACGUCUUCAAAUACGAGCUUAAAGCACCAAAGGCUAUAUUUUAUGUACUUUUGCCAGUAUUGUUGGUAUCCCUCGUGUUAAUCUGUUUAUCGUAUGCGGUUAUACUUGUAAAAAUCAGACGCCGAAAUGGAAGCUGUCUCGCUAUGAUCGCCAAAGGACAGAGACAGGAGCGCAAACUGGCACACACGUUAUGCAUCGUUACUGCAACCUCUCUAGCAACGUGGCUGCCAUUCACAAUCAUGCAGAUCAUGUCAAUCAAAGGAACGUCCGCGAUGUCAUCAGACACCGUCUUCAGUGUGCUUCUUAUCCAGUGCAGCAACUCGCUAGUUAACCCAAUUAUCUACGCGCUUCGCAUCCGGGAAUUUAGAAACACUCUUCUGCAGUUGUUGAGAUGUAAGAGCUCAUCAGAGUGGCAGAUAGCGAAGAACAGAGCUGAGCUGACUCGACUCGCAAAAGCUGCUGUUCCUCUGAGUGACAUUGCGGAAUAGUAGAGUCCUGUACAGAUGACGACGGUUAGGGUGAUGACGUUAAAAAUGUGAAACUUAUGAAAACAUUUGAAGGGAAACACGCGAAAACAAUAUGGCAUAUUUCAGCUGUAUCUGACGCUAAAAACUUGAGGUUAUCUUUUGCAUUGAAAACACAUUUUGGCUCGAUAGCCUCCCGUAGUUAGUCCUUGUGUUUUAUGCAACAAAAAAGCUAGAACGCGAGGAUCUGUAACCAGCAAAAAAUACAUAAGGCCCGUACCCAGGGGGUAUGAAUACAUAACAAGGGGUGCGCAAUGUUUUUAGCGGAGCCAGCUUGGCCGUAGGCCGCGCGCGGAGCUCCAUAGGUAUAGAAAUAUGGUAUGGCUAUGCGACUUGGUUUUUGUGGUCAUCGCGCGGGUACCAUGUGUGUCACAACCCAGUAAAUCAUGCAACUCCCAGGCCCCACUCGGUCUUACGCUUUUACGUGGACCUUUUACGUGUUUUUUACCGCGUCACAGUUCGCAUGUACACAGAAAUAACGCAGCUAGAAAAUAGUAUUUAAUGAGAAUAUGGCAAGGAGGAGUUUAACGGCUAAAAAUGCUCAGUUGCUUUGGCAUAAUCGGUUGAAAACUAUAUCCGGCUAUUUACCCUCUGUAGCAAGCGAAUGUUUUCGCAAUCAAAGUAUACUUAAAGACAUCUAAAAGUACUCUCUAGUUUUGAUCAUACUUUUAAGAUUCGGGAAUUCAUAUAUUAGCUAAGUUAGCAAAUUAACUUACUAGUACCAGUAAAUGAAAUUGGGGGCGAUACUAGUAAACAAAGUUUCGGGGCGAGAAAGCAAUCUCGCAUCAUUGCCCGUAACUAGGCAGGUUUUCUGUAGCUGGUUGAAAUGAAAGCAUAGAUGAGAGGAACAGCAUUAGUAAAUAAAUGUUUUUCAUAUUCC